CUAUGAUUGCACUUUUAAUUUUGCUCGUGGCUUGGCCUGUGGUCAAUGGCCAGUAUUCAAACUGUGAUUAUUACCAGAAUAUGCAGUUGGACAUGGAUUACUAUGUAUAUUCACCAAACUAUCCAUCCAACUAUCCUCCUGGUUCUUCAUGUAGAUGGUACGCCGAAGCACCAAUCGGAUCAAGAAUUACUCUUACAUGUUCAUACAUUGAGCUUCCACAGUCAACUAACUGUGAUAAUGAUCGACUCCUUAUUUCACCAGCUGGAAAAGUGGAUUUGUCAGAUGCACAACGUUAUUGCGGAAAAGGAACGUUGACGCAAGUAUCUACAGCUAAUACUAUGAAUAUAGUUCUACAUUCUGUGAAUAAUGGUGGUAGUGGAAGAUUUUUAUGUUCAAUUAGAGCCACACAGUCAGCUCAGCAAUGCAAUUGUGGGUGGAAAAAAACGACUCGCAUUGUUGGGGGUGUUGAAACAGGCAUCAAUGAAUAUCCAAUGAUGGCAGGACUUAUAGACUAUACAAAUAAAAUAGUGUAUUGCGGCGCUACAAUCAUUAGCAACAGAUAUUUAGUCACAGCGGCACAUUGUGUGAUUAAUAGAAUUCCGAGUGGUUUAGGUGUGCUGGUUGGUGAUCACGAUAUUUCAACUGGUUCUGAAACAGGUUCAUCAAGAUUAUAUGGCGUAGAAAAUGUCAGAAUUCAUGAAAGAUUUGAUGCCGUAACAUAUCAAAAUGAUAUUGCAAUUAUAAGAACCAAUGCCGACAUAAAUUUUUCUCAAGAGGUUGGACCAGCUUGCUUACCUUUUAAUUACCGAGGAACAAAUUUUGCUGGUGCUUAUGUCACAGCCUUGGGCUGGGGAGCUACAGGAUUUGGGGAAACAACAUCAAAUCGUCUAAUGAAAGUACAACUCAACGUACAAACUAAUGAUGUUUGCUCGAAACAUUACCCAAAUCGCCUUGGUCCUGGGCAAUUAUGCACAUACGCUGAUGGCCAAGACUCAUGUCAGAAUGAUUCAGGUGGUCCUUUGUGCUAUGAAAAUUACAAUGCCGGCAGGGUAUUUCUAGUAGGCGUGAUUAGCUAUAGUAUUGGGUGUGCAACCACAACUCCAGGAGUUAAUACUAGGGUAACAAGUUACUUAGAUUGGAUCCAAGUAAAUACUCCCGACGCCCAAUAUUGUAUUAAAUAA
Messenger RNA from Ctenocephalides felis (cat flea), 1181 nucleotides. RefSeq names its product venom serine protease 34-like. Gene Ontology annotation, biological process: proteolysis. The record is from RefSeq and is a predicted model, not a curated record. Gene Ontology annotation, molecular function: serine-type endopeptidase activity. The transcript has 9 exons. The coding region runs from base 3 to 1181 and encodes 392 amino acids. NCBI's taxonomy places the organism in Eukaryota, Metazoa, Arthropoda, Insecta, Siphonaptera, Pulicidae.